AAUAUUUUAUUUUAAAACACUCAGGGACUGAAAUAUGGCAGACACAGAUUUGGAAAAAGAACAAAAUCAAACUUUGCUACAAGCCAUACAAAACAAAUCCGAUAAACAGAAUGUCCCUGGGGACCCAAAAUCCAACAACAGUGAAGGCUUUUCAGCAUUUGUGAUACCACAGCUGAACAUAAACAAACUGACGUCAGCUGCAGAAAUGUCCACAACGGACCAAGAAGAACGAAGACGCGCAGUGGAUGCGCACAAUGAUAUGCUGCUUAAUGAAAUUAGGCGCCGCCAAGAGACCGACAGACUGGGGACUGCUCAGAUGGACCUCUUUAAGCCCACAAUGUUUGCAUUAUCGCAAAGUGACGGUCAAUCUCCACAAACGAAUACCCUUGCCGGCUUUACGAUUCCGAUAUUACGUUCAGCUGCUGGUGAGCCGCUCGAGCAGUCGCAUUUUGACAUCCCACUGCUGAACAAACUACGCAGCCAGAACAACUUGUUGGGUCUUAACCAAGUAGAGCAAGGUGUCAGCAAACUGAAAAUUACUCCUGCCGACGAAGGUGGUGACAGUGCCAAGCAGAACACCACGAUGCAGCAUCAUGUCAUCGACCUUACAUCAACCAUCAUUGCCGUUAAUAAGGACGCGCCGCCUCGGGAAUCUGCAAGCAAGAUGCGAUUAAGACUAGCUGAAAACACCGAAAAAUUCGACAUCCCAUUCAUAGCCUGUGAUCGACGUCGUUGCCGUUUUUCGGACGGACUAUUGGCAUCAAAGAAGCGUCGUUUCAGCAGCGGAUCAAAAGAAGACGUGGACCAAGAGCCAAUCGAUGACAUUGUAGAGGCGGCACCCAGUGCUAUAGGCAGAAUGUUUGACAUAAUACACAACUAUCCAGCCCCACGGCAGCCCCAGCUUAAAUAUGCCUCAACGCCCCUGGAACGCCAGCAUAUUAAGAUGUACAAACAUAAGGAUUACGGAUCCAAUAUAAAACGGUUUCUUUUCGAUACUCCUUCACCUGAUGAGGUAGUCAAAGAGGCAUUGAAGAAAUCCUGGUGUAUUUCGCGCACGUGAUUUAUCGUUGACAUUAGCAAUAAACUGACAAUUUUUUAAAUUCAAUAAAUAAGACCAUUAUUUGGAGGAGGCA
Scaptodrosophila lebanonensis is the source of this 1133-nucleotide messenger RNA. RefSeq lists its product as uncharacterized. NCBI's taxonomy places the organism in Eukaryota, Metazoa, Arthropoda, Insecta, Diptera, Drosophilidae. The transcript has a single exon. The coding region runs from base 35 to 1060 and encodes 341 amino acids. The record is from RefSeq and is a predicted model, not a curated record.